This is a messenger RNA of Oncorhynchus masou masou (cherry salmon), 2307 nucleotides long. Its product is annotated as histone H3. Bases 191 to 601 code for a protein of 136 amino acids. Gene Ontology annotation, molecular function: structural constituent of chromatin; DNA binding; protein heterodimerization activity. The transcript has a single exon. The record is from RefSeq and is a predicted model, not a curated record. Gene Ontology annotation, cellular component: nucleosome. NCBI's taxonomy places the organism in Eukaryota, Metazoa, Chordata, Actinopteri, Salmoniformes, Salmonidae.
GCAUUUUGGGGCGGCACGGAGAGGCCGAGCCUCCCGUCCAAUGGGCGGCGGAGGAGGCCUCCGCAACGGGCCAAUCGGGACGGUGCGGAGAUGGUGACCAAUCAGCAGACGCCGCUGCCGGCUUUAUAAACUUCACAUAGGCAUUUGGAGGCUAUACUCCGACUGUGAAAGAAGGAAGCUAGCUAGCGCCAUGGCCAGAACCAAGCAAACCGCUCGCAAAUCCACCGGUGGCAAAGCACCCAGGAAGCAGCUCGCCACCAAGGCUGCGCGCAAGAGCGCCCCGGCCACCGGCGGCGUGAAGAAGCCUCACCGUUACAGGCCCGGCACCGUGGCUCUUAGAGAGAUCCGUCGUUACCAGAAGUCCACUGAGCUGCUGAUCCGCAAACUGCCUUUCCAGCGCCUGGUGCGAGAAAUUGCCCAGGACUUUAAGACCGACCUGCGCUUCCAGAGUUCCGCAGUGAUGGCCCUGCAGGAGGCAAGCGAGGCUUACCUGGUCGGCCUGUUCGAGGACACCAACCUGUGCGCCAUCCACGCCAAGAGGGUGACCAUCAUGCCCAAGGACAUCCAGCUGGCCCGUCGUAUUCGCGGAGAGCGCGCAUAAACGAUGACCUGAUCUCCAAAAUCCCCCAAAGGCUCUUUUAAGAGCCACCUCCAUAUUUCAGUCAAAAAGGCACAAUUGUUCCAUUAGUACACGCCCCUUUCCCACCGUGUAUGUUGUAGACGAACACGUCGCGUUCCCUGCUCUCGAGUCCCUACAGACCGUGGUUCGAUUCCAGGCUGUAUCACCACCGGCCGUGAUUGUAAAUCAGAGUUGAUUCGUUUCAAUAACGCUCUCUUUCUUAUAUGUAAUUAGAUGUAUGCCUAGAGUAGAAGAGGGGAAAAUAGAGUAGCAGUAAUGAGUGAUAGUAAUGAUAUAGGGCAAAAAGUGGGCAAAAUUGUCACUAUGUAGCUAAGAACAACUGACUUUGAAAGUCCCAUGUUGCAGUGCCGCUGCUGAGAGGGGAAAAUUUUCCCGUGGAGCACGGAGGCCAUCUAGUGGUUAAACGCGGGUACUGGCACGUCAUAGUGGCUCCCUAUUGGUAUUUGAUCUUGAGGCCAGCGUUUCCCAAACUCGGUCCUCGGGUCCCCAAGUGGGGCACGUUGUGUUUUUUCGAAUCCAAUUGCUCUUGGAAUGUAACAUGCUAGAGUAUGUCUUUUCCUUUGUGAAAAUGUCCAUUCAAUAAUUUCUGGGCCAUGUGACAUUCCUCGAUGUGCCAAAAAAUCCCUGUUUUGAUCCGAUCAUUACAACGUUAGCUGCGUGCACCCCAUAAUUCAUGCGACUGACUAAGCUAUUGAAAGUAAAUUGAUAUAUCUCUGUCCAGCGCAAGUGAAAGGUGGUCGAAAAAAAGUGGUACCAAGGUUUUGGUUGAAGGGACAGGAAAUGUGGUAGGCCACCAAAUUAGUUUGUGUGAGUGCAUAGGUAAGUUGUUUCGAUAUGGUGGAAUAAAUGGAGAAAUGAAAGGAAUCAAUUUAGUGGGAUGAAUUCAGUGUGCGAUUGAAUAUUCCAAUGACAUACCCAUUGUUAGUCCUUUCGACUAGAUCCGAGAUCCCUUCAUAGAAAAGGUAUCAGGACAGCAGGAAUCGAUAGAUGUAAUCAUCAAGGGCUUGCAAAAGAGCUGUUACGAAACAGGACACGAGCAGCCGUGAUGAUAGCCCUAUUAGUAGUUGACCAAUUACAGAAUAGCAAUCACCAAUGCAGGCAGGUACGUGGUGAUUGCUGCAUUGGCUUCGUAAAUAGGCUUCAUAAGGAACUAAAUGGCUCAGCACAUGACAUCUUCACAGUGCAGAAUAUUUGAUAGUACUGACUCCCGUUGAGUAGAGUCGUGUGUCUUUGGCGUGAUUUGAAGUCGACUUCUGAUGUGGGAUUUAGUUGAUUUUGACCAGAAUAUUUGCUGAUGAAUCGAAACCCCUUGACCAAAUGAUAAGACAAAGUAAAGGCCCUAAAUGCAGCAAUGACACGGCUAAAGUGUGUCAUUGCAGGACCAAAGAGCAGGAAUUGUCUGCUGUUGCAUCUUCACUCAUGAGACAGGUAAUAGCGGAGCUCCGUGGUGCUGAAAAGGACAGCGCCCCUGGCCAUUUGCCAAAGCCUAUUUCCCGUUGGAGGGAUUCUUGACAUGCUAUAGGCACAGUUCAGUACACCCCUCACCAACCGAUUCUCGGGGUGCAUUGGUGUAAAAUGUGAUCGUCGAGAUACAGUUGUAUAGGCUACACCAGUAGGGGAGCUUACAGAUAAAGAGUGCAUUAGGCUAGAGAGAAAAGUAGCAUUCC